CUUAAAUAAAGUGAUCCAGGAGGGACUCUUCCAUUCACACCAUUUUCCCUUAAUCUCUCUCUGUCUCUCUGUAAUUAUAUCUCUCAUGAAAAUGGAGUUCUCCAUGAGGUUUCUUGCAGUGAUGUCCCUCUUGCUGUUGGUUUCCAUGUCCACUGAGAUGGGAGGUCCUCCAAUGGCGGAUGCUCAGACUCCGUGUGUGAUAGACGUUUGUCAAAGAGCUUGCUAUCUUCUGACUUACAAUCAAGGAUGCUGUGGAGUGCUACCAAAUACCACCUAUUGUUUUUGCACCAAUGAAAAGAAUUGCGAACUGACCACAGUGGAUGUAAAAGUUGGCGACAAGACUAUGACAGUCGUGGUAUCAGGCAAAAAGGCUUACAUAAAGGAGCCAGUUGAUUGAUUCUGAAUGGAUAUAUAUUUAAAAUAAAUAAUCUGUUUAGAGACUGUAUGUCUUCAGAAAUAAAUUGUAGAUCUCGUCAUGGAGACUACAUUGUGCAAGUCAAAACAUGUUUGGCAUAUUCUCCUUUUUUAUGUGUUAAUCUAUUUAGAUUGAAUGUAUUGGAAAAUAAUAAAUGUUGUUUUUCGAUUCUAUCUA
Olea europaea var. sylvestris is the source of this 592-nucleotide messenger RNA. RefSeq lists its product as uncharacterized. Bases 86 to 397 code for a protein of 103 amino acids. The transcript has 3 exons. The record is from RefSeq and is a predicted model, not a curated record. NCBI's taxonomy places the organism in Eukaryota, Viridiplantae, Streptophyta, Magnoliopsida, Lamiales, Oleaceae.